AUGAUCUCAUCAACCUAUGAUCCUUGUCUCCUGCUUCCCUCUGAUGACAACGCAGACUUCGGCAUAGUCGGUAUGCAGACCGAUGAUACCAUCGGCCUCUCCGACAGCUUGUUCGAUGCCAGAGAGGGCGAUGAGCUCGCCAAGGCAUCGUUCUCGGCGAAGCCCAAGACGUACUUGAGCGCUGACGAGAAGCUCCUGUUCAACGGAGGAAUCGUCGCGAUGGCCUCAUCCGACAGCACUGUCAUUACGCAGAGGCAGAAAGGCCAGGGGACGAAGCUACAGCUGAUCGACGCGAAGUCGCCGACUGCUAAGCAAGAUUACGUCCAGCAGCGGGCACGUGGUGCCUACAUUGCCUCCAUCUGCCAACCCGAGGCAUGCUUCGACCUGUCGACAGCGGCCCAGCAGCAGGAUCCGACCGAUGAGGAUAUCAAGAACCUCAACCGAAGGAUCGAGUGGCAGAUGAAAUCCCUCGAUCGUGGCCUCACUUUCGUGCCCCUUGACCUGGCAUCCGCAAAGCUCUUUGUGUUCGUGGAUGGAUCAUUCGCUAACAAUCGCGAUAUGACCUCACAGCUCGGCUUCAUCAUCAUCCUCGGAAACGAAGAGCCGAUCAACGGCCACGAGGAUGCCUUCACCCUGACCGGCAACGUCGUUCACUACAGCUCAACGAAGUCCAAAAGAGUCACCAGAAGCGUGCUGGCCUCAGAGAUCUAUGGCAUGGUGGCAGGCGUAGACAUGGCCUAUGCCAUCUCAUCCACACUGGCCAUGAUCACGAAGAAACUCAACCUCCCUCCUAUACCCACAAUCGCGUGUACAGACUCCUACUCACUGUACGAGUGCCUGGUCAAGCUGGGCACAACUCAGGAAAAGCGCCUGAUGAUCGACAUCAUGGCCCUUCGGCAGUCGUACGAGAGACGCGAGUUGUACGAAGUCCGAUGGAUCCAUGGAGACGAUAACCUGGCAGACGCCUUCACGAAGGCAACGCCCAACCAGGCCCUUGAGAACUUCAUCACAACUUCAUCAGCGCAGAUACGAAUGGAGGGAUGGGUCGCCCGAGCCUGA
Messenger RNA from Colletotrichum higginsianum IMI 349063, 1059 nucleotides. Its product is annotated as Aurora kinase 2 splicing. The record is from RefSeq and is a predicted model, not a curated record. Lineage: Eukaryota; Fungi; Ascomycota; Sordariomycetes; Glomerellales; Glomerellaceae. The transcript has a single exon. Bases 1 to 1059 code for a protein of 352 amino acids.